CAUAGGCGCGUCGAGUGCGUAGUGGAGCUGUUAGUAAAUUGAAUGAGUCCUGUAUCAGAUUAACAAUACAUUCUAUUAUAUACUGCAUGCGUUGGAGAUACGGGUUAUUUUCGAAAAUUGUCAGGUUUUAAUUUGGGCAUGCGCAAUGGCGGGGCUUCCAAACUGAAUGAUGAAGGUCACCUUGAGUUUCGAGACGCGAGCCGGCCGGCACGGACGGGGCUCCCAGACCGCCGCCAACACAACACGCUACGUGACUUUUUCCACGAACCACAACAAAUCUGCCGACCAGUAAGAUGGGUACGAUCGACAAGCUGUUCACGACGGUGCAGCCGAAGAGCGACGACACCGGCAACAAGGUGACGGUGGUGGGCGUGGGCCAGGUCGGCAUGGCUGCCGUCUUCUCCAUGCUUACGCAGGGCGUGACCAACAAUGUUGCGCUCGUGGACGUCAUGGAAGACAAACUGAAGGGGGAGAUGAUGGACUUGCAGCACGGCUCCGCCUUCAUGAGGAACGCCAAGAUACAAGCCAGCAAGGAUUAUUCGAUAUCGGCGGGAUCGAAGAUCUGCAUCGUGACGGCGGGCGUGCGGCAGCGCGAGGGAGAGACACGCCUCGACCUGGUGCAGCGCAACACCGAUGUACUCAAACACAUCAUUCCUCCGCUAGUGAAGUACAGCCCGGACGCGGUUUUCCUGAUCGCCAGUAACCCCGUGGACAUACUGACAUACGUGACUUGGAAGCUGAGCGGGCUGCCCAAGCACCGCGUCAUCGGUUCCGGCACCAACCUGGACUCGGCGCGCUUCCGCUACCUGCUCUCCGAGAAACUCGGCGUCGCCACUACCUCCUGCCACGGGUACAUCAUCGGCGAACACGGGGAUUCUAGCGUUCCGGUAUGGUCCGGCGUGAACAUCGCCGGCGUCCGGCUCAGCGACCUGAACCCGAAGAUUGGCACCGACGCCGACCCCGAGCACUGGAAGGACACGCACGGCGCGGUGGUGAAGAGUGCCUACGAGGUCAUCAAGCUGAAGGGCUACACGUCGUGGGCCAUCGGCCUGUCGCUCUCACAGCUGGCGCGCGCUAUCCUCACCAACGCCAUGAGCAUCCACGCCGUCUCUACUUACAUCAAGGGCGAGCACGGCGUGGAGGACGAGGUGUUCCUGUCGCUGCCGUGCGUGCUGGGCAGCGGCGGCGUGUGCGACGUGGUCCGCCAGCCGCUCACCGACGAGGAGGCGGCCGAGCUGCGCAAGUCCGCCGCGCUCAUGGGCAAAGUGCAGGCCGGCAUCAACUUCUAAACUUGCAGCCAACAACCGUCUGUGCGCAGAAACGCACGUUAUAAACUAGAUCAAUGCCCUACCUACUACUUUUUACGUAUUCUUACUUGUCUUAGUAAUGCAUUAUGAGUGUAUAUCUAGUUAGAUUUUAUUGCACUGCUAGCUGAGAUGCUUAGGUUCUAGAUAGAUUAGUAGGAGCAAAACACCUGCCUAAUACUAACGCAUUUCCUUAGGCAUAAUGCUGCACGCGAAAUAAAUGUGUAGUUAUAUAGAAUAUAAUAAACAUAAUGUGGCAGCAUAACAAGUUUUCUACCGAUAUAUUUUAUGGACCACUCUUAUAAGGGGGCAGGGAGUCUAAAAAUCGAAACCAAAGAUAUUUUCAAACUUAUUAGGUUUUCUAAUUAAUUACAUACCUAUUGGAUUUUUUUUUUGGUACAUUCAGUAUUAAAUACCAGGCGCAGGUAGUUGAGGUGGAUGGAUCCUUGAGCCCAUUAGGAACAAAUGUUACAAAAUGAAAGUCCCACCCGGGAAAUGGGGACAACUAGGAAGGAAACAUUCUUAGCCAGUUGUUAUCGCGGGGACAACUAACUGCCGUAACUAAUGUAGUAAUGUGUUAUUGACAGCAUUAGAAAUCUUAAAGGGCGAUGAGAGUGAUGACGUUAAAUUACCAUAGGUAUAUAUAUAUGGAACUUUUUAAUUUGAUCAGUAUUAUAAAAUAGUGGCAUAAUUAGUAGGUAUUCUAUUCAACAUGUCAGAUUACUAAGAUACAAAUUGCUGCUAGGGUAGAGCUUCUAUUGUCGCGUCAUUGUUGGACAUUUGUAUUUUAUUUCUCUGACCGCCACAGUCGGCCAACAAAGGUAAGUAGGUAUAAAAUGAACCUUAACACAUUAUAAUAAAGUUAACUAUUGUGUGUAAUACAAGAUAUUAGUCAUAGCCGUCAAGAUGAAAUAUUUUUACAUCCGUACAUAAUAAUAAUUUAAUAAAUAAUAAUAAAAUGCUUUAUUGCACACUACAAAAAAAAAAGGUUCAAAGUAUGUAAAGGUAUAAAUAUGUAGGUAACAACAGGCGGACUUAUCGCUAAACAGCGAUCUCUUCCAGACAACCUAAUAAUAAUAAUAAUAAUGUUUAUACUUAGAAUUUUUCAUUGGCAAGGCUUGAUAACUUGCAGCCCGAUUUAUAAAUUGAUAAUGAUUUGGCUCUCUAAAUUAGUUGGUUAUUCCAACUAGUUACUGCCAAGUUGUUACUAGUGGUAACUACUGGGUUUUUUCCCACCUUUUACCAGUGGUCCAGGGUUCAUAGAUAACGUCACAUUUCAUUCAAUUUAUAAUUAUUAAAGUAGUUUCUAGUAGUUAUCAGUGGUAAAAGGGUGAAAAAAAAUCCCCGUAGUUACCACUAGUAACAACUUGGUGGUAACUAGUGAGAAUAACCCUAUUAUUAGUCCUGAUGUAAGAACAAGUGAAGAAAAUAUGAAAUAUUACCUAUAGUCAAUAUGUUACCCAUAAUAAAUCGAUCGUCACAAUGCUUACGCUGUAAGUAAACAGAAAUCGGUAUUUUGGUAUGAAACAGUUAUAAUACCUAAUCCUUUGAAUUACAAUAAUUUACAUAAUAAGUACCUAUAUGUGACGUUUCACGGAUAAAGGUGCCUUAUGGCGGUUGGCGCUUACUUCGCGUAGCACCACAUUAGUAUUGGAGCGUCGUUAAUAAUAGCGUUAGCGCCAACCCCCGUGCAAAGGCACCCGUGGAACGUCACAUACUUAUAUUUUUCACAAGACUGCAUUUACGAUAAGCAGGGCACAGGGCAAUAGGUACAUGAAUUCUUUCAUCUGAUAUUUAUCAUAGAUCCUCUUCUUGUGUAACGAUGUAUUUAUAGUAAAUUUUUGCCACAAGUUGAUGUCCAGUUUAAUUAAAACUAGCUGCUAAUGCUAACUAAUACGAUUAGCUUGAUCUAUUAUUUUACUAUCAGUAUUUUUGUACGUUUUUAUAAAAUCGUGGUAAGUUUGGGAAGAGACGUUUUCCAUAUAGAUUUUAGUACAUUGACCCGCCUGUUGCUAUCUCUAUUGCACGCGCAUAAUUAUAUUGCUGUCAAACUCGCACAGUGACAGUGACCACCACCAGUGAUCAUUGGCGGGGCAGAUAUAGAGAUAGCAACGGGCGAGUCAACGUACCAAAAUCUAUCUGAAAAGCGUCUCUGUUUUUAGUCAAAAUGUAUAAAAACUACAUGACUUGCCAACUAACAAGAUAAGUGUGAAAAAUGUGUAUCCUUAUGUGCGGCCAUUGUUAUUCACUUUUAGGCCUUCAUCGCAGUAUUUAUAUCAUUAAGCUUGUAUUAUAAUUUUAAGUUCAGAGUUUGUCCAUGGCAUUUUAAUAAAUGUAAAUCUUAA
Molecule: messenger RNA, 3649 nt
Organism: Cydia pomonella (codling moth)
Lineage: Eukaryota; Metazoa; Arthropoda; Insecta; Lepidoptera; Tortricidae
Gene: Ldh
Product: L-lactate dehydrogenase
Exons: 7
Coding region: 294-1289 (331 amino acids)
Biological process (GO): carboxylic acid metabolic process
Cellular component (GO): cytoplasm
Molecular function (GO): L-lactate dehydrogenase (NAD+) activity
Source: RefSeq, a predicted model, not a curated record